This is a messenger RNA of Desarmillaria tabescens, 1173 nucleotides long. RefSeq lists its product as uncharacterized. Bases 108 to 1079 code for a protein of 323 amino acids. Gene Ontology annotation, molecular function: oxidoreductase activity, acting on NAD(P)H, oxygen as acceptor. Lineage: Eukaryota; Fungi; Basidiomycota; Agaricomycetes; Agaricales; Physalacriaceae. The transcript is spliced from 7 exons. The record is from RefSeq and is a predicted model, not a curated record. Gene Ontology annotation, cellular component: intracellular anatomical structure.
ACCCUAACCACUACUUUGGCUCCUACCACCACCUACGAACCCUUCGUUCUUCUCACCGUCGUCUAACACUAGCUCUUUAUUCACGCUGCUCAUUAUCUUUGCUCGCUAUGCCGAUGUCAGAUCGUAGUCGCAACGGCUCCCCUCUCCGCCCUGCCUUUAUCGCGACCUCGUCGUACAAACCCGAUAGCAUGCAGGUCGCCGACGAGCUCCACCCCGUUAUUCACUCCGGCCGCGUCGCCGUCAUCACAGGCGCUGCGAGCGGAAUUGGCAGGGCUGCUGCGCUGGAAUUUGCCAAACUUGAGCUGAAGGUCGCUCUAGCUGAUAUAGACGAAGAGAAACUAAAAGCUGUGGGCAAAGACGUGGCUGCCGUGGUCGGCGAUGCCAACGUGCUCGUCGUGCCCACGGAUGUGGCCAAGCUUGAGGAGGUUGUGAGGCUCAGGGACAAGGUCUACGAGCUCUGGGGUGAGGUCGCUGUUCUCAUGAACAAUGCUGGCAUUGGGGCUAAAGGCACGUCGUGGGAUGGCAUUGAGAACUGGAAGAAAGUCUUUGACAUCAAUCUCUUUGGAAUCGUGAAUGUCCAGCAGACUUUCGUUCCCUCUAUGCUCCACCAAGAAAACCAAGCCAUGGUCAUCAACACUGGCUCAAAACAAGGCAUCACCAAUCCUCCGGGCAACGCAGCGUACAACGCCUCCAAAGCUGCUGUGAAGAGUUUGACAGAGGGUCUGGCAUAUGAAUUAAGGGAACGUCCUCACUCCAACGUGACCGCUCAUCUGUUCAUCCCCGGGUGGACCUUCACACCCCUAGCCGGUUCCCUCCACCUCCCGAGCAAACCAGAAGGAGCGUGGACUCCCGAAGAAACGGUGCUCUACAUGAUCGACAAGGCGCGGAACGGAGAUUUUUACAUUCUCUGUCCGGAUAAUGAGACGAAGAGGGCUGUAGACGAACUGAGGAUCAUGUGGGCCGCCGGGGACAUCGCUGAGGGCAGACCGGCGCUCAGCCGAUGGCACAGAGACUACAAGGCGUUGUUCGAGGAGUAUAUGCGAGACGGGUUGGCGAGCAGUGAUAGUGGAAGAGCCUGAAAAGUCAAAGUUGAUGCGGUAGAAUCGCUAUGUAGAAUUCGUCCAAGAGACUCUAGUACUUUUUUUUUUGUUCUGGUACCUUGUUUCCUGCUUU